Myotis brandtii (Brandt's bat) is the source of this 522-nucleotide messenger RNA. RefSeq names its product keratin-associated protein 10-8-like. NCBI's taxonomy places the organism in Eukaryota, Metazoa, Chordata, Mammalia, Chiroptera, Vespertilionidae. The transcript is spliced from 3 exons. The coding region runs from base 1 to 522 and encodes 173 amino acids. The record is from RefSeq and is a predicted model, not a curated record. Gene Ontology annotation, cellular component: keratin filament.
AUGGCCGCAUCCGCCCUGUCUGUCUGCUCCAGCAACCUGAGCUAUGGCAACCGCGCCUGCCUGCCCGGCUCCAGUGACUCUUGCACCGACUCCUCCUGGCAGAUGGAUGACUGUCCAGAGAGCUGCUGUGAGCCCUCCUGCUGUGUCCCCAGCUGCUGCUGCCAGCCCUCCUGUUGCACCUCCUGCCCCUGCCAGCAGGCCUGCUGUGUGCCUGUCUGCUGCAAGCCCACUUGCUGCACACCUGUCUGCUGCACACCUGUCUGCUGCAAGCCGACCCUCCUCCUGCAUGUCCCUCAUCUGCCGCCCCGUGUGCAGGCCUGCCUGCUGCGUGCCCGCCUCCUCCUGCUGUGGCCCCGCCUCCUCCUGCCAACCCAGCUGUUGAUGCCCGUCCUCCUGCGUGUCCCUGCUCUGCCGCCCCCUGUGCUCCCGCCCGGCCUGCUGUGUCCCCGCCUCGGCCCAGACGUCCUGCUGCUGAGCCGGCAUGUCCCCCAGGACCAGCCUGGCUCAGGUCCCACCAAGUGA